AUGGCAGGCCUUUCUCCCAAAGCACGACGAAUCAUCCUCACCGCCGGCGUAACAAUAUGCACGAUUACAGGCUCUCUCUACGGUGCGGGAUUGAAGAUGAAUCAGGAUACGAAGAAAAAGGUCGAAAGACAACUGUCUGCCACACCUGCUGAGAAAAUCCAAGCCCUCCAAUCUGUCAGAGAAAAACUCGUUAUACGUCGAUCCUCCUUGGAGAAGCAAAUCAGAGAUUUGCAGGCGAGACAGGAGACUGGACAGGAAAUGGGUUGUUCUACAAAUGACAUACGCAUAUCGAUGCUAGGCAAAGGGGGGAUGGAAUUGGGGUCUUUUGAACGCACAUUUCCCCGCUUAUUUGGAUUCACCUUUGGUAUCCACUUCCAUGUGGUGGAGGAUUCCGGAAGGUGGAAAAGCAUGCCAUGGAGUUCAACGUUCAUUGUUUCUGAGAUCUUUCUAGGGGGUGAUGGGAACUUCACACGGGCACAUAUUGCUGUUCCCGUGGCUCCGGAAGUCUGUGUUGGGUGGGCUUGGAAGGUCCAGCAGAUUUCCCUGCUUCUCAGACUGCAUCCUGUUAUCGACAACACAAUAGCAUGCUUUAUCAAUUUGGGGAUGGCGCAAUGA
Messenger RNA from Paracoccidioides brasiliensis Pb18, 615 nucleotides. RefSeq lists its product as uncharacterized. The transcript has 3 exons. The record is from RefSeq and is a predicted model, not a curated record. The coding region runs from base 1 to 615 and encodes 204 amino acids.